CUGCUGCCUGUGCAGGAAGGGGCAGAGGCGGCCGCCACAACGUUUCGGGGGACGGCGGCCCCCCAGGCCACGCCUACGGGCAGCGGCAGUUCCAAGAAGAAGAUGAGGAACCAGCAGGGGCUGGAGUGAGGCCUUCAUCCUCUCCUUACUUGCACCAGAAGGACCUCUCGAGGUGUCUAAUCAGCUUAGAAGGGAAGAGCUAUGGCGCGUAUAAGGAUCUGAUAGGGUGUUGGGAAGUGAACGAAUUCACAUUAUAUCUUGACAAAGUUCAGUCGGACCCGUUUGCGCCUCCGAGUCGGUUUAGGCUGCGGCUUCCGCAGGCCCACGCCCAGUUUCCACCUCAUUUAUAUUCCUCUUAUAUUCGAAACGUCGCACUCUGUGAUUUCCUCACCCGCAAAUUCUUUGAAACAAUUUCACGAGGGGGGAUUGUUGGCCCUGAGGACGGGGCCCACCAUGGCGGCUGGCAUGAUAGCAAGCCCGAUACAAUACGCAUUGACAAGCCCGGUCAGUACGUCUUCCCAAGGUCUUCAAUGGUUGUCAAUUCUGAAUAUGUAGAGGCUCGCUGCACCAUUGGACUGCCUGCCCGAGGCCGUCGGAUCGAAGGGCGAAGAGCCGCCACCCUCCUGUGCAGCAAAUUGCCCGAGCUGGUUCGCAGCGUGAUGCACUAUUCCAGCUUAGACGCUGGGGCUCUGAAACGCCACGUGGAAUGCGUAGAAGACCAGGAAUCUUUGCGGUCACAACUACGCGGACGCAAUUUGAGCGCCUUCGUGGCAAAUGGAGCCUGCUUGCCUCGCCGCAGUGGCGUUGAGGAUACCCCUAUGACUAGACAACAAGAGCCGAAUUUAGUCCUAUUCCAGUCUCCGCCCGACUUAGAAUGCGAGUUCACGCUUCCCAACUCUGGAACAAGUGAGAUGUACAUCAUGGGAAUGGGCAUCCCCCGAGGAAUAACACUGAUUGUUGGUGGCGGUUUUCAUGGCAAAUCAACAAUGCUGGAGGCUUUGCAAAUGGGCGUGUGGAACAAGAUACCAGGGGACGGCCGGGAGUUCGUCAUUACAGAGCCAAACGCAGUGAAGAUACGGGCGGAGGAUGGGAGGGUCGUCACUUCUGUUGAUAUUUCGCCCUUCAUUAGCAACCUGCCAUUUGGAAAGAGCACUGACGCGUUUUCAUCUGCAGAUGCGUCAGGCAGCACUUCUCAAGCCGCCAACAUCAUGGAGGCUUUGGAGUUCGGGGCAACAGCGCUGCUGAUUGAUGAGGACACAUGCGCAACGAACUUUAUGAUCAGAGAUUGCCGCAUGCAGGCGCUUGUUGCCAAGGAGAAGGAGCCCAUAACUCCUUUCCUGUUUAGAGUCAAACGGCUAUUCACCGAGCUCGACAUUUCCACUAUCAUGGUGAUCGGCGGCAGUGGAGACUUCUUCGAGGUGGCUGAUUUGGUUCUCCAGUUCGACAAAUACCAAGCCUACUCGGUCACAAAUCAAGCCAAAGCUAUAGCUCAAGAGUUUGAAAACAGCAGUGCCGGAAAGGAUCAUGAACUUUCUUUGCCACUAAUGCUAAGUCCCUCAGAAGGCAAGGCUCGUCUAAUUACAGGCGUGCUGCAUGUUGUUACUACACAGAUUGUCUACGGCCUAAUGGCAAGGUCAAGCACUCUUCGACAAAUGAUAGAGGCGCAGUACAAAAUGAUUGUCCAGGCGUCUUCAGCAAAUGACACUAAGUACCCUCGACUGGACUGGCUGAGCACGUGGGACCACCCCGUGGGUGACUUGGCGCUGCCACGAGAGCUCGAGAUUGGAUUCGCGAUCAGCCGUCUGCGGGGCUUGAGGAUACGGGACACAGUCUGA
Molecule: messenger RNA, 1835 nt
Organism: Eimeria necatrix
Lineage: Eukaryota; Apicomplexa; Conoidasida; Eucoccidiorida; Eimeriidae
Exons: 18
Source: RefSeq, a predicted model, not a curated record